Messenger RNA from Dibothriocephalus latus, 246 nucleotides. NCBI's taxonomy places the organism in Eukaryota, Metazoa, Platyhelminthes, Cestoda, Diphyllobothriidea, Diphyllobothriidae. The record is from the annotation of a GenBank genome assembly.
AUGGGCGCAGGUAUAGCUCAGGUCUCCGCGCAGCGCGGUCUGCCUACAAUCAUGCGGGAUGUCUCAAUAGCAGGCCUGGCCAGAGGUCAGCACCAGAUUCAGACAAAUUUGGACAAAAUGGUCAAACGCAAGCGCAUGUCCGUCGUGGAGAGAGAACAGGUUAGUUCUAUGUACAACUGGUGUUUAUUUCACCUUUAUAAUAUCAGAAAACAGUUUUUUUCAAUGAAACGCCACAAAAGCAUUUAA